Molecule: messenger RNA, 3609 nt
Organism: Heterostelium album PN500
Lineage: Eukaryota; Evosea; Eumycetozoa; Acytosteliales; Acytosteliaceae
Product: ankyrin repeat domain-containing protein
Exons: 3
Coding region: 1-3609 (1202 amino acids)
Molecular function (GO): protein binding
Source: RefSeq, a predicted model, not a curated record
AUGAGUUCAGUAAAAGCAAUUCAAUUAGAAAAACAAUUUAUAAAUAAUGUCGGAGAGUUAUUUAAAUAUUUAGAUUCUCUGACGGUACCAUCUACGGUACCAAUUGUUAAAUCUUCGAAAACCGAUAGAGAAUCAGCAAAUUUAUCAGCGGGUUCCAGUAUUUCUUCAUCACCAUCAUCACCAUCCCUCUCACAAAGUCUAUUAAAUUCCAAUUCAUUAUCUUCAAACUCUUCCAUUUUGGGAAGUCCACAACAAUCAUUGUCAUCCACACAAUCUUCAAUCAUACCACCACAUCUCAACUUUCAAAAGAAAGAGAAAUCCACCAGUAACCUUAAAGUCGAAUCACAUGCAUUCAAAAAUGCAAAAGAUAAAAAUAAUGUAUUAACAUCUGUAUUCUUUUUAUUUCAAGAACAAUUAUCACCAUGUUUUAAUGCUUUAAAUCAUAUGAGAACAGUUAAAUCAAUGUCAAUGGCAGAGAUUUUCAGAGAGAGAAUGAUAAAGACAAAGAACCUUUUGACAGAGACCAAGUUGCAACAUUACUUGUCGUUGUUGCAUUAUUAUCUGCGGAUGAUCGAUCUGCUGAAUAUCGAGAAGCAAAAGAUAUUCAUUAAUAUAUCGCAGCAGUUGGUGGGAUACAUUACGAGCUAUACGAUCGAUUGUGAUAAUUGCAUCGUUGGAUUGAUUCCAAAUGACGAUUUGCUCAACAAGUUGGCACGUGACUAUGAAUUUUUGAAAUUGGUGGAAACCAAAGAUAAGAAUAACAAUAUCGGUGAAACUCUGAUUGAGGAGAUGCAAUCCUAUCAAUCAACGUCGAUAUCUACGACACGUGAGCAACUUCUUGUAAAUAUUAUCAAUUGGAGUGCACUCACCGAUAACAUCCAACUCUCAAAGGCGGUGCGUAGAUAUGCAUCGAUCUUGAGAGGCGUCGACAAGUUGAAGCGAGGUGACAUUGUUAUCGUUCGAUUCCCAAGCGAGGUAAAGAAAAACUUUAUUGGGUUCAAAUCGACGACCUCUCUUCACAAAGAUACCAACAGCAUGAACAGCAACUCUAGCAGUGGCGGUGGAAUCAACGAUACUUCGAUCAUCUCCAAUAUUUCAUUGUCGAACGGAUCGUCGAAUGGCGGUAGCAGUGGACUGUCCGGAUCGAACAGUAGCAACAACCUGAACACCAAGACACGUCCCUAUCAGAUUACCAUUCAAGAGUAUCUCGACCGUAGACACUACCAGCCGAAAGCAAUAUUCGCCAGAUUCACAGGUGAGCGUAACAACUACAAUAUCAACGUGUGGCUGACAACAGAGGAGAAUGAAUAUCUCACGAUUGGAAUCGAAGAUAUCCUGCCGUUGAAUAGAUCAACCAUUGAAGCACUCAAGGAUAUCAAGAUGAUUGAGAAACUGGUGCAUCAACCAACCGAGAAGUUCUUCUCACAGGUUCUAGAGGAGAGUAAACAGCAUACUAUCAAUCAUUUGGUUUCGCUUGGCAUCGAUAUGGAUGCACAUCUGGGCGCUGAAAAAGUAUCACUUUUCGAUUUGGAAAAGUUGAAAUCGAUGCAUUCCAUUCUCCACCAGUUGUACACCAACCAGGAUCACCAGUUCUACAAGGAGUUGGAAGUGUUGAUGAAUGAAAAGAUUGAGCAUCAUCUCAAUCAAUUCGAUCACCGUUUGUUCUUUAUGCCAAAGUACGAGUCACACAUCUCUGAUCUCAAAGGUUCGCAUCACAUUGCGUUGGCGCGUAGCAAAAUCAAGCAGUUCCUAGGUGACUGUGAGCUGAUGUUGGAUCAACUAAAGAUUGAGAAGCGUGAUCUAAUGAACGGAACACUGAAAGACGAGAUGACAGAAUGGUGGUUGAAACGAGUUGAAGUGAGAACCAGUGAAUUUCUUAGUGAGCGUGGAUACAACUUUACUGCGGUGCCAGAGAACUACAUUGAGCAGCAACCACUCAACAUGAAAGAUGUAGUAAACAACUUGAUUCUCAUACAAAAAGUAAUGGAUCCAAAUGAGCAUGUCAUUGAGAUUAUUACGAUUGAGGAAUCACCUUCACCAUCUACCAGUACCAACAACUUGGCGACACUAUCAACAAGUAACGGUAGUGUUAGUAAUAAUAAUAAUAGUACAGAGAUGACUAUUUCAGUAAAUGAUUUAUCAUCAAGUACAGAAGAAUCUUCUAAGCAACAAGAUAGUUCAUCAACAACAACAACAACAAAUCAAGUUGAUCAAACAACAACAACGGCAGCACCAACAACACCACCAACAACAACAACAACAACUAGACCAUCUACACCAACACUCUUGAACAUCGAACGACCAACACUUACACUUUCCAACAAAUUCUUAAACUCACCGGUAAAUCUUAUCAAAGAGUUGAGAGAAGAGAUCUAUCCGAUUAUCGAUAAUUUCAUAAAGAAAGCACACAUUGUUCUUUGUGAACAUUUCAAUAUCGAUAUUGCAGAGUUCAACGUUGAAAAGGUGUCAGCUAUGUUGGCAGAGACUAGAGAUGCUACCGAUCCACAAAUCACCGUUUGGAUUGAAGAUAUGUUGUCCGAUUUAGGUUACCUAAGUGAAAUGAAGCGUUUGGAAGAUUCUAAAACCGAGAAAUCACUACAUAUCGUGCCAAUCGGUGGAUUGGUCAUGGGAACAUUUGCCAGACUCGAAAAUGAACUAAACACCGUCGUUGAACUUUGGGAUAAUCCUUCUGACGAGUCUUCUGAAGAUAUCUCUGAAGUCUUGGAUGCAUCGAUGACCUCCACUCAAGUAUUUAAAGUAACUCAAAAACGUAAACCAAAGACAUUAAACGAUGAAAAGUCUGAACUUCAUCUUGCUGUUUCAUCUGAGCAAUUAGAAUCAGUUGAAAAAGUAUUAGAAUAUGGAGAACAUUUAAUUAAUGAAAUAGAUGUAAAUGGUUGGACACCUUUACAUAGUGCAGCUUAUUCGGGUAAUGCAGAUAUUUGUAAGGUACUUUUGAAUGUUACAGGUGUAGAUGUAACGAUAAAGAAUAGAGAUGGUGCAUCUAUUCUUCAUUAUCUGGCUAGACAUCCUUUGACUGAGAAGAGAAGAGAGGUCAUCCUGUUGCUACUGCAACACGGUUUGGAUAUAAACAAUGGAAGUCGUCAUUGUGAGACACCGUUACACUCUGCUGCGUUCCGUGGAAACGACGAUGUCUGUAAGCUACUGCUUCAGAACGGUGCCAAUGUCAAUGCUCUGACCAAGGGUGGCGAGACUGCACUUCACUACGCCGUCACUGCCGGCAGACCAGCGGUUGUCUCUACACUGUUGCUCGCAGGUGCACUCAUCAACAUCAGCUCAAAGAGAGGUACACCACUGGAGAUUGCAACCAACGCCAAGAUUCCAACGAUCAUAUCGAUCCUAGAGAAUGGUCCAACCGAAGACAACUUCUCGUGGAGAAAGAAUAACAAAUUCCAAUUACAACAAAUUCAACAACAACAAAUUCAACAACAACAAUCACAGCAACAGCAACAACAACAACAAACAACACUUUCAAGUUCACCAACAAACAACAAUAACAUUGCUAAUAACAUUAUUUUGAAACCAACCAAAAGAAUAUGUAAAAUUGAAAUUGGAUCAAGAAAUAGAGCAACAACUACAACUUCAUAA